AUUGAAGAAAAAAAAAGAAAAUACGCGGUGUUAGCUGGUGUUAGAUAUUGAUAAGGUGGUAUUUGUUAUUAACUGAUUGGCUGUUAUUUCAACUGAUUCUAUAGCAUUCUCAGUCAAAGAUGGAAUACGACGUAAAGAAGGCUUUAAAAGACGCAAAAGAGUUUAUUAAAAACAAGGAGUACACUUCAGCCUUGGACACCUGUAAGGGCAUAUUAAAACAUGAUAAGAGCAACUACCUUUCUUGGGUUUUGAGUGCUGUCUCUUUUCAAGAACUCGGCCAAAGUGAUAAAGCAUUGACAGCAUUUGUCAAAGCUACAGAACUCCAACCGGGCCAGCUCACUGCCUGGCAAGGACUAGCAGCUUUCUUAGAACAAGAAAGAAACAAAAUAGUGAUUACUACUGACGGUGGUCAACAGGCAAAUGAUCUUUCAGAAAAGCUUUGUGCUGUUUACAGAAAACUUGAGUGCCUUUUUGAAAGUGAUCCUAUAAAACAAUCAAAUAUUUUGAAGAAACAGUGUGAACUAUACACUUCAUUAGGACAACUGGAAAACUGCACUGACAGGGCAAAUCUACUCUUGAAAAAGAAUGACAAGGAAGUUAUCAAGUUUGUUGCAAAAGUAUUGUCUCCAGUAUUGCCUCAUCUAGAUCAUCAACUCCUUCAAAUUUUGAGAGAUUCCCUCUGUGAAAUAAUCAACAUUGAUGAAGAAUUAGAUCAGUUCUUCAGAGAACAAUAUCUUUUGAUUUUGUUGCAGCAGAAGCAAUAUUUGAAAGCGGCCAAUGUUGCGUCCGGAAUACUGAGUUCGGACCCCAAAAAUGUUCGAUGUCUGGAGGCCAUUUGCUUUGCGUUUGUCGAAGAAGAGAAAAUUGACAUUUCGCUGGACAGAAUUGGCGAAAUCAUUGAUGCAUUGUUGUCAGUGAACAAAAAUGAUCAUGGGAUGUUGGCUAAAGCGAGAUGGUUACUCUUGAAAGAAAAAUCAAUGGAAGCCAAACAGUUAUUGGAGCUGAUUAAUACCAAAGAAGCAACGCGAAAAUCGCAACUUUUCCUGUGUGACGCGUACCAACAGUUGCAUCAGUGGAGCAAAAUGGAAAAUGUUUGUCGCGCCGGCUUAGAAUCCGCGACCGAGUCAGACAGACUUUCCUGGAGAUUAAGAUUGAUUAAGAGUUUGAUUGAAGAGGACGGAGUUGAUCGCCUUAAUGAAGCGUCAGUCAUUUUAGAGACUGUUCGAGAUGAAGCAAAAUCAUCCGCAACGUUCCGAUUAUUGGAAACUUUAAUUUUGUUGCGUACCGACCAUCUCGAAAAGUGUAAAAAUAAUCUCGACCUGUUGGAAGAACAACAACCAACGGACAAUAUGGAACAAGUGCUACUCAUGAAAGCUGAAUAUUUGCAAAAGACUGGAAGGGAAAUUGAAGCCGUUGAGUUGCUAGAUCGUGCUUGUGAAAACCACCCCCAGAAUGUCGCUUUACUCCUAAACGCGGCCAAAAUGUUAUGGAAGAGAUCUGAUCAACGUGAGAAGAGCGUCACUAUUAUGCUUAAUGUCAUCAAGAUCAAUCGAGACAUUUCUGAACCCUACAUUUUGUUGGGAACCUUUUACGGCGAGCAGCGGCACAACCCUUCCAGCAUGCAGCGUGCCGUGCGUUGUCUGGAGAAAGCCUUCCAACUGGAUCCGUAUCAAACUAGAACCUCUGAGAAGCUGCUGGAACUCUACCGUUUGAUUGAUGACAUUACAAGCGCUCUUAAACUUUUGGAUGUUGUCGUUCGCUCUAAUGCUAAAAAUCGACGAUGGGCUUGGCUGCAAAAAGGUCUCCUCCACUUGAAAAUGUUCCAGAAAGUGAAACAAGUUUCAGAUAAAGAAAAAGAAGCCGGAUUGGCUAUUACUUGCUUGCAAAACGCAAUGGCUAUCGAUUCCAAUGACAGUUCCGGCUGGGAAGCUCUGGGUGAAGCAUAUAUUGCUCGAGGAUCUUACACUGCGGCAUUGAAAGCGUUCCAGCGUGCGUCUGAACUAAAUCCCCAAUCCACUUAUUCAUCGUACCAAAUCGCAUCUAUUAAACAAAUCAUGGGAGAAAAUGCCGAAGCCGUAACCGCAUUCGAAGAGCUCCUCAAGCAAACCCCGGAUUACGUGCCUGCUCUGAAAGGACUUGCGGAAACCCUUCUAAACCAGGCAGCCGAGUAUUUAACCGAUGGAUUCACCGGCAGAUUGGUGGAUUGCUGCUCCAAAGCUCUUGAUCUGCUCGUAAAGGCGAGUCGACUCAAUUCACAUUUAGCUUGCGUCUGGUCUCUAUUGGGCCACGUCUGUUUGCUACUUCGAUCUAUUCCGGAGGACGAUUUUACGCUGCUGGACGUUCCGCCAGUGCUCCUUUCAGACGAAAAUUCGCCUGUCGCUAAAAAACAAUUAAUGGAGAUGGGUCCGAAAUUCUUUUUGUCUGCUCUGAGAUUGUUGCCCGAUUCAGCUGCGCUGUGGCACAAUUUGGCUUUGUCGUAUCAGUCUUGCUGGAUGGUUGACGAAACCGUAGCACACAAAUCCUCUGCGUUGGCGGCUAUAAAAAAAGCCAUUACUUUGGAGCCAAAGGAUUCGUCACACUGGGAUCUGCUUGGUCAAAUCGCUGAACAACCAGCCAUCCGGCAACACGCAUUUAUCCGAGCUCUGGAACUAAGUCCAAAUGCACCGAGAACUGCUGCCACCUGGACUCAUCUUGGAGCAUUGUACAUGGAAAAUGGAGAUCUCCAUCUUGCUCAUGAAUGCUUCAAGCAAUCUCAAAACAUUGACCCGUUCCAUGUUUCCGCCUGGAUUGGACAGGGAAUUAUUGCCGAACAAUUGAGCCCAGCCGAAGCCAUGGAUCUUUUCCGCCAUACUUCAACCAUCGGUAGCGGUAGUCCCGGUCAGUGUGAAGGAAGUCCGUCGUACGCUCAGUGGGUUAUGAACACCUUAGCCGACCCCUUGGCUAAACAGACGGCACACUAUCGCUACAGCAUUGUACAGAUGCACGCUGUACCAGCGGCCAUAGAUAGCCUAGUCAAAUAUGUAGCUCUCUAUCCUGAUGAUAGCUGCGCGCUCAAUUUACUUGGACUCCUUUAUGAACGCCAGGGAUUGUUCACGAAAGCCGAAGAAGCAUUUUUGAAAGGAAUCCAACAUCUAAGUCUGGAUGAUACUACAAUCAAUAGGACCCGCAUCGAUAAGAUGAAAGCUAAUCUGGCCAGACUUUACACGUCCAUGGACCGUUGUGACGACGCCACUGAGCUGUACGGAUCCCUACAGGAAUCAGAGCUUAGUUCUGCCUGUGGAAUCGCUUUGGCUCAUUUCAAAGCCAACAGACAUGCCGAGGCUUACGUUACUUACGAAGCAGCCUUGCAUUGGUUGGCCUCGGAUGACGAGAAACGUUCUCACUUGUUAGUGGCCAUGGCUAUGGCUGCAUUCCGGCGCGAUUUCCCUGACGCAGAAGCUGCCAAAUUGCUUCUCUACGAAAGCUCGCAAUUGCAACCACCAUCAGUCUACGGUCUGCUGGCCCUCGGAGCACUUGGACUGCUAACAGACGACGAGACUUUAACGACAGCCGCUUUUCAGGAAUUGCUUCCCUAUCAAACAGAGCCACGUUACGUUGCAGAUAUUAGUCGAUUAUCGGCCUAUCAGCAAUCGGUCAUUGGAAACGAACUGCAGGGACAGCGUGAGAUUGUUCGCAAUAUUCAUAUGCUGCCCAAUGUUGCCGAGCUGUGGACAUUGCUGGCCUCCUUCAAAGCUUCACUUACAGUUCAGGCAUCUCAUCCCCUAUCAUCGGAUGGAUUGCAAGUGGCUCGUUGGGCGGAGAUUGCAUUCGAUGCGCGUCGCCAGAGCGAUUCGGCCGUGGACCAUGUCUUUCAACCCAUUGAUUUGUCACAAGUCAUUUCACUCAUCAGUUUGGGCUACCUGCUUGCGGGGCAAGGAUCUACAAGUCUCAUAACGGCACAGAAGGCUGUCCACUGCAACCCACAUUCGGCCGCUUCGUGGUCCGUCUUACUCGCAGCUGCUCUCCCUUCUUGGGGAGGGUCGGCCGCUGGUGAUGAACAACUUCACCGGUUAAGUUGGUUAAAGAAAUUAAUCGAACAUUUGCGUCGGAAAUGCGAUGUGACCGCUUAUUCUCGGUUAACUCCUUGGCUUGGCCAUUACGAACGACGAUUAGUCUCAUUAUUGAGCAAAGCUUGAUGUAUUUCAAUUACCGAUUCCAAUAAAGCUGAUGAAUUAAAUA
Molecule: messenger RNA, 4218 nt
Organism: Daphnia pulicaria
Lineage: Eukaryota; Metazoa; Arthropoda; Branchiopoda; Diplostraca; Daphniidae
Product: tetratricopeptide repeat protein 37-like
Exons: 7
Coding region: 120-4175 (1351 amino acids)
Cellular component (GO): Ski complex
Molecular function (GO): protein binding
Source: RefSeq, a predicted model, not a curated record